Molecule: messenger RNA, 1695 nt
Organism: Talaromyces atroroseus
Lineage: Eukaryota; Fungi; Ascomycota; Eurotiomycetes; Eurotiales; Trichocomaceae
Product: Manganese transporter SMF1
Exons: 4
Coding region: 1-1695 (564 amino acids)
Biological process (GO): intracellular manganese ion homeostasis; iron ion transport
Cellular component (GO): membrane
Molecular function (GO): cadmium ion transmembrane transporter activity; manganese ion transmembrane transporter activity
Source: RefSeq, a predicted model, not a curated record
AUGAACUGCCCCUCCCGAGUUGAUCCUGAGGCAUUGCCAAACGGAUGGAAUCAGCAGCCAAACCCGCUCUCGUUGGAUACCAAUGCAGAUGGCAACGGCAUUGUAAACCAGCGCUAUCACCGUGCCAGCCACCAGGAUACGUCUUCGGACAUGGCUCAGGCUAGCAGCUCGAAUUGUUGCAUCAGCCAAGGAGGUGAGCCCAAGCAACCAGCAAUUGCGCCAGCCAACGAGGGCGAACGGGCAGCAGAGGGAUAUCAAGAUAUCCCCCGCUGCUCGCAAGUUCUCCCAAAUAAUACAAACAACCAUUUUUAUCGCUCGAAAGCUCGAGCAAUAGCACGCAAAAUUGGUGACGGUGCUUGGAAGUUCUCCAAAUUCGUCGGACCUGGUUUCAUGGUGGCCGUGGCAUAUAUUGAUCCCGGGAAUUACUCGACGGAUGCUUCUGCCGGAGCGGCCUUUCAAUUUCGGCUUUUGUUUGUCGUGUUGCUCUCCAAUCUUAUAGCUGUUUACCUACAAGCGCUAUGUGUGAAGUUAGGCUCGGUGACAGGACUCAAUCUGGCUGAAAACAUCAAAGAACACUGUCCACCAUGGCUCAAUUAUCUCCUAUACUUCUUUGCAGAAGCUGCCAUCAUUGCCACCGAUAUUGCAGAGGUCAUAGGCACUGCCAUUUCCUUGAAUAUGCUCCUGCAUAUUCCCCUCAUUGCCGGCUGUGCGCUCUCAAUCUUUGAUGUUCUUGUCCUACUUGUGUUCUACCAGCCAUCUGGGUCAACUAUAGGCCUCCGCUUUUUUGAAGCGUUUGUGGCUCUGUUAGUCCUCGCCGUGACCAUCUGCUUUUGCAUUGAGUUAUCGUUGCUUAGGGACACAAGCAUUGGUGAAGUAUUUAGAGGCUAUUUACCGUCUUCCAGUCUCGUCCAGUCAGACGGACUAGUUCAAGCCUGUGGAAUACUCGGCGCCACAGUAAUGCCGCACAGUCUCUAUCUUGGUAGCGGUAUUGUCCAGCCUCGCCUUCGGGAAUACGACGAGAAACAUGGAACUUUCCCAAACGCCGAAGACGAGGAGAUCAAGUACCGGCCCAGUAUCGCCGCCAUCCGUUACUGUCUUUCGACUUCCAUCACAGAACUAGUGUUGAUUCUCUUUGUAAUUGCUUUAUUUGUCAAUAGCGCAAUUCUCAUUGUCUCUGGUGCCUGCCUCUACAACAUUGAUGGUGCCUCCAAUGCAUCUCUGUUUGAGGUGCAUGAUCUCCUAUCUAGCACAUUGACGCCCGCUGCGGGCACGUUGUUUGCUCUUGGAUUACUUUUCUCUGGCAUCGUGGCCGGUAUUGUAUGUACCAUUGCCGGACAGAUUGUGAGCGAGGGUCAAAUCAACUGGACUGUUCGGCCUUGGAUUCGAAGGCUUGUCACACGCUCAAUCUCCAUCAUACCAAGCAUCAUCAUUGCUGGAGCUGUUGGUAUGCAAGGCCUGACCAAUGCAUUGAACGGGACGCAAGUCGCACUCAGUGUGAUUCUCCCUUUUACUAGCGCACCGUUGAUCUGGUUUACAAGUCGCAAGUCGGUGAUGGUAGUGCGCAAUCCGUUGUCUUCGGAGGAGGUCUAUAUGCAGAACAAUAUCUUCACGAUCGCCAUCGGCGUUGUAAUUUGGCUAUUGAUAGCUGUGCUGAACGUUGCUCUGAUCGUGUUGACGGGGCUCGGCCAGAACUAG